UCCAAAAGGUUUUCCGCCGACCUUCGCCGCUACUAAUAUAUAACAGUAGGUAAAUAGGUUCGGGUGUGUUUACGUUAAUCGAUUUUCAUCGUCUCAGAAAAUGGUGUGGAAAAUCUACAUAUUACAGAGGGCAUGAUUGCCGUGGACGCCAAGUGUGUGAAGGGAAGGUCCGGCAGUCUGAUUGAUUUGCACCCUUCAGAAGUUAUACCAUGGCCAGUGACAAUUCAGGAUAUCGGCUCAUUCUACCAGUGCCAAUGUACCAUAAUGACUUCAAUAUUUGGUCGGUGUUAAAGAAUUGCAUUGGAAAGGAACUUAGUAAAAUUACGAUGCCUGUGGUUUUCAACGAGCCUUUAAGUUUUUUACAACGCAUGACCGAAUAUAUGGAAUACGCUCAUCUACUUCGGAUAGCGACAGAACAAAGUGACCCAAUUACACGUUUACAAUAUGUUACUGGGUUUGCUGUGAGUGCACUAGCUUCAAAUUGGGAACGAUUAGGGAAACCGUUCAAUCCACUAUUGGGCGAAACGUUCGAACUUGAACGAGAAGAAUUUAGGAUUAUAUGCGAGCAGGUCAGUCAUCAUCCUCCCAUUUCUGCGUUUCACGCUGAAGCGAGAAACAAAGAGUGGACUUUUCAUGGAUCAAUACAUCCGAAACUUAAAUUUUGGGGGAAAAGUGUUGAGAUUCAACCAAAAGGUGUGGUGACCGUAUAUUUUUCAAAGUGGAACGAAGCCUACUCUUGGACAAAUGUCCAAUGCUGUGUUCACAAUAUAAUCGCCGGCAAGCUUUGGAUGGAACAAUAUGGAAAUAUGGAAAUAAUAAAUCAUUCGACUGGUUACAGAUCGAAUUUAACAUUUAAACAGGCAGGUUCAAAUUCGAAAGAUCUUCAUAGGAUUGAAGGCUACUUACUGGAUAAGUCGAAACGCAAACUGUUCUAUUUGUAUGGAAAGUGGACGGAAUUUUUAAAAUGUGUUGCACACCAUACCUACGAAGAAUAUCAAAAAGAAAACUCUGUUAAAUGUAAACGUGAUCGCGAUGGUGAAACACGAAGUAAGAGUCCAAACGAUUCGCCAUCCCACACUCCGAGAAAGGUUUUGCAAAAACUUAACAGUUUAAAAGUGAGCGCGUUUAAAUCAAGUACUACACAGGAAAGCAUGGAUGAGUCCCUUUCUCCUGAUAUGUGCGAAGGAGAUAUUCCCAAAAGUGAUUCUACAUAUUCUAUAAACAUUCCAAAUUCAUUUACAAUUUGGACAGUAAACCCACGGCCUCCAAAUUGUGAAGAUUACUAUCAAUUUACAUCAUUUGCCAUGUCCUUAAAUGAAAUUAAUCAAGGAAUGCAAAAAACGCUGUGUCCUACCGACUCUCGUCUUCGGCCUGAUAUAAAGAAAUUGGAGCAGGGGGAUAUUGAUGGCGCCGCCAUAGAAAAGACACGGUUGGAAGAAAAACAAAGAGACGCAUGUAAACAACGAAAAUGCAAAAAAGGUGAUUGGAGUCCGCGGUGGUUCAAAUUUGAAAUGAAUCCGUAUACAAAACAAGAAGAUUGGCUGUGCAAUGGUGAAUAUUGGAACCGACAAUACAUAGAAGAAGAUGAUAUAUUUUGAAAGUAGGUCGUAUAGAUUUUAUGUAGCAAAACAGAAUAAUCGUCAUGUUUAAACUGUUAAUAUUGAGCAGCAAAACUGUUACUUUUUAUUAGUUAGCAUUUAGCCAAAGUAGCACGGAGUGGAUUUACCUAACAGUAUUUUGUGAAACAUUGGUAUUACAAACGAUGGACCUAUGCAUUCUUUAUCAUCACUAUUUAUUGUAGCUUUGUAGUAGUAUCAAAGGGUAUAUGACCCACAGUACUGUUUGGUAGUAUUUAUUUUUUUAAGGCGCUAUUAGACAUAAGACAGGUAAGUUGUACAUACUAUUAAAAAUAGGCAUCUGUAUAUGUGUAUCUAAUUAGUAUGGAACUGUACAUUAGGCAUGAUGCUCGCUAUA
Messenger RNA from Photinus pyralis (common eastern firefly), 1974 nucleotides. RefSeq names its product oxysterol-binding protein-related protein 2. Gene Ontology annotation, molecular function: sterol binding. Bases 210 to 1598 code for a protein of 462 amino acids. Gene Ontology annotation, cellular component: membrane; cytosol; intracellular membrane-bounded organelle. Lineage: Eukaryota; Metazoa; Arthropoda; Insecta; Coleoptera; Lampyridae. The transcript has 9 exons. The record is from RefSeq and is a predicted model, not a curated record.